This is a messenger RNA of Fraxinus pennsylvanica, 1872 nucleotides long. The record is from the annotation of a GenBank genome assembly. Lineage: Eukaryota; Viridiplantae; Streptophyta; Magnoliopsida; Lamiales; Oleaceae.
AUGGCGGAGAAGAAUGGAAUUAUGGUGAUGAUGGGGUGGUACGCCGUCAUUUUGGUCCUAGUGUGCUCCUCCAUUCCGGUGAGAUCUGAUGCAUCGGAUCAUAGGUAUAAAGUUGGAGAUCCUGUGCCCCUUUAUGCUAAUAAGGUUGGACCUUUUCACAACCCCAGCGAAACAUACCGCUACUUGGAUCUUCCUUUCUGUUCCCCAGCUCACAUGAAAGAGAAGAAGGAAGCUCUUGGGGAAGUGUUGAAUGGGGAUCGUCUCAUAAGUGCCCCAUAUAAACUUGACUUUUUGCAAGAUAAAGAUUCUGAAAUUGUUUGCAAGAAGACAUUAACCAAGGAAGAAGCUGCACAAUUCCGAAAGGCAGUUGCAAAAGACUAUUAUUUUCAAAUGUACUUUGAUGACUUGCCCAUUUGGGGUUUCUUGGGGAAAGUGGACAGGGAAGGAAAAUCUGACCCCAGCGAGUACAGAUAUUAUAUAUUCAAACAUCUCCAUUUUGAGAUCUUUUACAAUAAGGACCGUGUCAUUGAGAUUAAUGCACGAACUGACCCCAGUGCCGUUGUAGACCUUACUGAGGAUAAGGAAGUUGAUGUGGAGUUCAUGUACUCUGUGAAGUGGAAGGAAACAAACACUCCUUUUGAGAAGAGGAUGGAAAAGUACUCACAGUCCUCUUCAUUACCUCAUCACUUGGAAAUCCAUUGGUUCUCAAUAAUCAACUCUUGUGUGACAGUUCUUCUCCUGACUGGUUUUCUGGCCACUAUUCUUAUGCGAGUUCUUAAGAAUGAUUUUGUCAAGUAUGCUCAUGACGAGGAGACAGCUGAUGACCAAGAGGAAACUGGUUGGAAAUUUAUUAAUGGUGAUGUAUUCAGGUAUCCGAAGUACAAAUCCUUAUUUUCCGCUGCCCUUGGUUCUGGAACCCAGUUAUUUACCCUCACAGUAUUUAUUUUUAUCCUUGCACUAGUUGGUGUAUUUUAUCCAUAUAACCGUGGAGCUCUAUUCACUGCACAGGUUGUCAUUUAUGCUCUUUCAUCUGGGAUUGCUGGCUAUACUGCAGACUCUUUCUANGGAGCUCUAUUCACUGCACUGGUUGUCAUUUAUGCUCUUACAUCUGGGAUUGCUGGCUAUACUGCAGCCUCUUUCUAUUGCCAACUAGAAGGAACAAACUGGGUUCGGAAUUUAUUAUUGACUGGAAGUCUAUUUUGCGGACCACUAUUUUUUACAUUCUGCUUCCUUAAUACUGUUGCAAUUGCUUACACUGCCACUGCAGCACUGCCAUUCGGGACUAUUGUGGUUAUCUUUCUUAUUUGGGCCCUCGUGACAUCACCUUUGUUAGUCAUGGGGGGGAUCGCGGGAAAGAAUAGCAAGGCAGAGUUUCAAGCUCCAUGUCGAACGGCAAAAUACCCUCGAGAGAUCCCAACCUUACCUUGGUACCGUGGAACUUUGCCUCAGAUGGCAAUGGCUGGAUUCUUGCCUUUCAGCGCCAUAUACAUAGAACUUUACUACAUAUUUGCUAGUGUAUGGGGCCAUAGGAUCUAUACCAUUUACAGCAUCUUAUUUAUAGUCUUCAUCAUCCUCUUGAUUGUUACUGCUUUUAUUACUGUGGCAUUGACAUAUUUCCAGCUUGCCGCUGAAGACCAUGAAUGGUGGUGGAGGUCGUUCCUUUGCGGUGGAUCAACUGGGUUGUUCAUCUAUGCCUACUGUUUGUAUUACUAUUAUGCACGAUCAGAUAUGUCGGGCUUCAUGCAGACCUCAUUCUUUUUCGGAUACAUGGCUUGCAUUUGCUAUGGUUUCUUUCUCAUGCUCGGCGCAGUUGGUUUCCGAGCGGCACUCUUUUUUGUCCGUCACAUAUACCGCUCGAUUAAGUGCGAGUAG